Pelobates fuscus (common spadefoot toad) is the source of this 852-nucleotide messenger RNA. Its product is annotated as HUWE1-associated protein modifying stress responses-like. The coding region runs from base 1 to 852 and encodes 283 amino acids. The record is from RefSeq and is a predicted model, not a curated record. The transcript has a single exon. NCBI's taxonomy places the organism in Eukaryota, Metazoa, Chordata, Amphibia, Anura, Pelobatidae.
AUGGAGAAAGCUGUCAAUCAAGAUGAAAGAUCAGAUGGUUUCAAUACAUUUGAGUGGCAGUGUCUGACAGAGGCUCAACGGGAGGAGGAAAAACCUCAACAGAAGGCUAAGCAGACUCAGCAGAAACUCUGCCACCUCUUCCAGCAGUCAUCCAAAGCAGUUUCCCAGCUUUAUCAAAGUGCAUGUCAACAACAAGACUUGUUCCUGUGGCCACCUCUCCAAGCUAUCAACACUCUUUACAAAGAAAGUCUACGAGCCCAGCAGCAGAGCCUUGACCUAGGAUUUGAAGCUGGUCAUAAAAGACGCAAUGAAGAGCUUCUAGCCUGGGUACUUCAGCAUCAUGAACCAAUUUCUAGAGAGGACUUAAUAACCAUUCUUUGCGGAAAAAAACCUUCUCCAAAGGAUGCUCCUCCAAAAAUGAUUGCUGGCUCAAAUCCUCCAGGCACAAGCAGCAGAUCCAUCACUGGCCAGUGGACACAGUGGAUAAACAAAAGCCAUGAUGGGACUCUGAACUGCUCAAGCAGCAUAUCCAACACCAGCCAGUGGACAAAGUGGAGAAAUAGAAGUCAUGGUGGGGAUUUGAACACCUCAAACAGCAGAUCCAACACCAGCCAGUGGACACAGUGGAGACAUAGAAGUCAUGAUGGGACUUUGAACACCUCAAGCAGAAGAUCCAACACCAGCCAGUGGACACAGUGGAGAAAUGAAAGUCAUGAUGGGGCUUUAAACAACAUUAUCGCUGAAAAAAUGGUGCCUCACUUUUCAAAGAACAUUUCACAAAAGCGCACCUUGGCCCAAUGCAGUGACCUUUUUACACACUCACCAGCACCAAAGCGCAGCCAGUUGAUCUGA